Messenger RNA from Contarinia nasturtii (swede midge), 1589 nucleotides. RefSeq names its product zinc finger protein OZF-like. NCBI's taxonomy places the organism in Eukaryota, Metazoa, Arthropoda, Insecta, Diptera, Cecidomyiidae. The record is from RefSeq and is a predicted model, not a curated record. Gene Ontology annotation, biological process: regulation of transcription by RNA polymerase II. Gene Ontology annotation, molecular function: RNA polymerase II cis-regulatory region sequence-specific DNA binding; DNA-binding transcription factor activity, RNA polymerase II-specific. The transcript has a single exon. Bases 45 to 1436 code for a protein of 463 amino acids.
UUUUAAAUUUGAAUUUCUCUUUUUAUUAGAACCACCGAGUCACCAUGAAUCCGUAUCGAAACAAAGGAACAUUGGGUGCGAGGGCCAAAAAGCACAAGUGUAAGUGGCAGCAAAAAGAAGCACACAUUAAAAUCAAACAAGAAAUAAAGGAAGAGCCAAGUGACGGUGCCUAUUUGAUUCAGGACACGCCGACAUCACCUCAAAUUGCGACGAAUUCAAUCAUAAAAUCGGAAAGCGAGAGCGAUAGUGAGCUAGACUUGGGAAGUAAGCCGAGUUAUUUGAAGAAAGAGGUCAAAAGCGAAGACGAGUGUUCGAAGAAGGAAUGUGACCCGACGAAGGAUAGAAAUGGAAUGGAAAACGUUGAUCGGAAUGGGGAAAGCUUAAGCAGUUUGAGACCAAAUUCGAAAGGCGGUCAGAACAAAAAACGUCAAGCAAAACGAAAGAAGUCAAAAGGCGUAAAGAAUGACAGAAUGGCCAAAGGGCCAAAGAAGCCGGUUUCGAAGCAUCAGAAGCAACACAAAUGUAAUUUCUGUAAUUAUGUGACAUCGCAAAAAGGACACCUCACAGUACACAUUCGUGCUCAUACCGGCGAAAAGCCGUUCGCAUGUGAAAUAUGUGGCAUAGCUUUUGCACACAAGCCACAUUUGAAUCGUCAUAAGAAAACGCAUGAACCAAAACUUCAAUUUUGUUCAAAGUGUCGUCGAGGUUUUGCACAUGAAAUCGAUAAAAUCAACCACAAAAGCGAAUGUGAACAUCGUCAAUAUGUCUGUCAUCUAUGCAAGAAACCAACUCAUACUUUCAAAUCUCUCAAACGGCACAUGCUAAUCCACAAUGGUGUGAGACCAUUCAGAUGCCAUGUUUGUGCCAAAAAAUUUGCAUGCAAAUCUCAUGUCAUCACUCAUUCACGCACCCACAUUAAAGAACUUCCAUUUGAUUGCGCACAAUGUGGUCGACGAUUCGCCAAUGAAAACGAGAAACAAUCGCAUGAGGAUCAUUGCAAAGGCCGACGAUACGAUUGUUAUCUUUGUCCAUUCAAACGAUUUCGAAAAUAUGAAUUGAAGCAGCACAUGCAAAUCCAUCACACUGGCGAGAAACUAUUCAAAUGUGGUGUUUGCGGAAAGAAAUUUCUUCACAAAGGUAAUCUCAAGCAACAUUUGGCUAUACAUUUCAAACAAAAACCGGUCCAUUGCUCCAAAUGCCUUAUGCCAUUCGCAAACGAAGACGAUAAGAAUGCACAUGAAGGAUGCUGCAAGCGUCGCCUUUAUCAAUGCUACGUAUGCAAAGUUUUAAAGCAUCAAUCAUCACAAUUAAAGGGUCACAUUCGAAACCACCACACUGGCGAAAAGCCAUUUCCAUGCAAACUAUGUGGCGGCCGUUUUUCACUACUUUGUCUUGCCAAUCGACACAUGAAAAAUGUUCAUGGUUUAAAGAAAUGAUUGCGACGAUCAACUACGAUCAGGUCGUAGAAAAUUGCGAAUCCACAAACAAUUAUGUUGCUGCCGCAAAAUAUUCAUUAAACUAAGAAAAAACCCACAUCCAACUUAUUCGAAAACUUUGCUUUGAAUUCAAUAUUUCAUUAAGUCAGAUUA